Mizuhopecten yessoensis (Yesso scallop) is the source of this 1519-nucleotide messenger RNA. RefSeq lists its product as uncharacterized. The record is from RefSeq and is a predicted model, not a curated record. The transcript has 2 exons. Gene Ontology annotation, molecular function: protein binding. Lineage: Eukaryota; Metazoa; Mollusca; Bivalvia; Pectinida; Pectinidae. Bases 512 to 1474 code for a protein of 320 amino acids.
AGGAUAAAGAUACAGUUAUCCCGGUGGAUUUUAUAGGUCAACAAGGACUGAACUGGGCGGUAUGUUACUGCUGAGGGAUCGGGUCAAAUCGAAAAGCACGUGUCGAUACCAUCAGACAUCAAGGAGUUGAAGACACCCACACAAAGACGUGACGAACUGCCCAAACAGAGACCAGCUCUUCAGCCAGGACAGGCGUGUUCCCUGUACUAUAAGUGGCAUGCGACCAAUUUCUCUAGUAAGAUUUUACGUAAGCUGUAACACGAAACGGAAUUGACGUAGGUAGGGUCUUAAUGAGGAUGCUGUGUUCCCAAACAACGUUACAAAUAACAUUAUUAAAGAUACGUCCAUCAUACACGUCCCGUCAACCGGUAUAGACAGCUGUGUGAGAAAAAGCGUUGUGUAAGAGAACCCAAUCAUGGAAUUCUCGCGUCGUUAUAAACUCGAGAUAACCAAUAUCAUGCGCGGGAUACUAUUAAGGUCGCGGUGUUUCAGUAGGUGAUCAUUGUGCAAGAUGGCAACGAUGUGUUCAGUGUUACUGUGUCUACUGCUAGCCAACCUGGCGUUGGCGCAGAAUUCAACAUCUUUGGAGGACAGAUUUGCAGCUCUGGAACGAGAAUUUGCAUUUGAAAAAGCUAGUCUGCGGUCGGAAUUAAAGUCCACAAAAGAUGACCUGGAGAUUACACGUUCACAACUUCGGAUUACGCGAUCACAACUACUAGACACUCGAACAGAAAUAAACGCAAUGCAACCAACUAAAAUUAACGACGCGGAAACUACGAAUUUAGAUAUGGAAGAUGAACAUUCUAAUAUGCAGACUUCAGAUGUUUUUGACUGGAAUAAAGCUAUAAAAUCGCGUGCAUUAUCUCAGAUUCUUGAUAAGUGGGUAAAGAAAGCAACAACAAUCCUAACGAAGCCAUGUGAACACGCACAAGGCGACCACAGCCAAACUAAACAAGGACCGGAACUUCCAAUUGCAUUACCGAAAACAGCAGCACAGAACCAACCCAUAUCAUCCAUGACCCUUUCUGAACCUCGCCGACGAAGCCGACGGAAUGCAGAUAGCCAGCAAGUAACGGCAUUCCAUGCUGAGCUGGGAAUUCCUGCUGAAAAUCUGAGGAGUCAACAAGCAAUCAUAUUUGACUCCAGCACUCUGAACAUCGGUCUGGGUUACAAAGAAGAUUCUGGGAUCUUUGUAUGCCCCGAGGCGGGUAUCUACUACUUCACUGUAACUAUCAUGGUAUUUCCCCAAGAGAAGGUUGAAACCGAAAUGGUUAUAAACGGCGAUCAAGUGUUGCUGGCGUAUUCGGCGGGGACCACUGGAUUUAACCAAGGAACAAGUUCUACUGUUGUGCGUCUGGAAGACGGGGACCUGGUGUGGGUUCGAAUCCUUGAUAACCCGGCAUUAAAUACGGGUGUUAACAUACGUGUAAUGGGAGGUGGCUGGAGCACAUUCACGGGGUAUAAGAUUAAAUAACAACAUUGAAAUGUACUUUUGCGUGAGUAAACAGUUUGGUUUUUA